GGCGGCCGUCACUUCUCCGAGUCGGAGCCAUGGCGACAACAGCUCAGUACAUACCGCGGAAUAACUCCUUGCCGUCCAACCCGCUCAUGCACCCGGACUCGGACCGCAUGCACCAGGGGACCACCUACCGGGAGGUGCAGAAAAUGAUGCACCACGAGUACCUGCAGGGGCUGGCGGCCACCAACACGGGACACCCGAUGAGCCUGACGCACCACCAGUGGUUGCCCACGUCCAACACCGACUGGUCCAGCGGCACGCACCUCGGCCAGCAGGAGCACAAAGGCGGCCGCGAGGACCUGGCGGCGGCGGGCUUCCACCACAGAUCGCACCUGGUGCACCAGCAGACGCAGGGCGCCCACCACGGCGCCUGGGCUCCGGCCAGCGCGCACCACCUGUCCCCGCUCUCGCCCGCGUCCGGCGGCGGCGGUGCAGGCGGCGGCGGCGGAGGAGGAGGCGGCCAGCUGCUCUACUCGCAGCCCGGAUACACGAACCUGAACGCCAUGCUGGGCAGCCCGCAACCGGGCGCGCUGCACCACGGCAUGCGCGAGCCGCUCCACGAAGACGCGGCCGUGCACGACGGCCAGAUGGAGUCCCCGCAGCAGGCGUUCACUCACCAUCAGGACCACUCGGACGAGGACGCGCCCAGCUCCGACGACCUGGAGCAGUUCGCCAAGCAGUUCAAGCAGCGGCGGAUCAAGCUGGGCUUCACCCAGGCGGACGUGGGCCUGGCCCUGGGGACCCUGUACGGCAACGUCUUCUCGCAGACCACCAUCUGCCGCUUCGAGGCGCUGCAGCUCAGCUUCAAGAACAUGUGCAAACUCAAGCCGCUCCUGAACAAGUGGCUGGAGGAAACCGACUCCAACACGGGCAGCCCCACCAACCUGGACAAGAUCGCCGCGCAGGGCCGCAAGCGCAAGAAGAGGACCUCCAUCGAGGUGGGCGUCAAAGGGGCGCUGGAGAACCACUUCCUCAAGUGCCCCAAGCCGUCGGCGCACGAGAUCAGCACUUUAGCCGGCACGCUGCAGCUGGAGAAGGAGGUGGUGCGCGUUUGGUUUUGCAACCGGAGACAGAAGGAGAAGCGCAUGACGCCCGUGGGGGUCCCGCACCCCAACAUGGAGGACGUAUAUUCCCAAGCGGAGACCCCACCGCUGCACCGCUCGCUACACAGCCCCGUGCAGUGACUUGACUCUUACUCCCAACCACCUUUCUAGACAAAUAAAAGGGACUUCGUGGAGUUUACACUAUUUAAGUUUCACCGACGAGACUUUCGAGGGUGGGGAAGUUGUGUGCAGUUUUUUUUUUUUCAACUUAGCAUUUGGGAAUAAAUGUUUAAAAAAAAAACACACACAUCUAGUGACAAAUAUUCCAUUUAAAGCGAGACAAAGAUUUAUUUACCAAAAUUAUAACGGAGGAGACGGAAGGAGAAUCAUCAUCUCCUCCCUCUUUUUUGGACCGUGAACGCUCCACACGCCUGCAAAAACAAAAACAAAACAAACAGAAAAAAAAAACACUGGAGAUGAAAAGUCAGCACUGAAUGAACAUUUUGAUUGUUUUGUCGUUUAGUUUUAAUUUGACAAACCCGAGUGUGUACUGUCGUGAUGUAUUUUGGGGGGGCUUUGAAAACUUGAAAUUUGAGGGGUGUAAAAUUUACGAAUUUUCCAAAUGCAUCAGGACGAACAUGUUCUGAUCGCACGCCUUAAUAUUUUUUUUUUUUUUUUUUUGACCACACGUCGAAAAUUUGCAACAGCAGACGCUAAAAAACUGUAUUUUUCCUUUCUUUGUGGAUUUUUUUUGUCUUCGUUUUCUUGAUUUCUUUGCAUGGAGCACUUACUUUUUGGGGGGUUUUGAAUGCAACAUUUCCACAGAUUGGCCCCCCACCAUGUACCGCGCGAAGUUGGAGCAACUCAGGUAACUUUCAGUGCCCCCCUGCAAGACCCCCAAUGAUGAGACAUCACUUUCUCCGCGCUUAAAAAAGGACAAGGGAUUUUUUUUUUUCCUGUAUGUGUGAUCUUUUUCAAAUCGUAUUUAUUUGACGUCUUUGUGUCAUGAAGCUUCAAAACAAACAAAAAAAUGAGCAGUGCUAUUCACCAGACAGAUAAGGGAUUUUUUUCCAAGAAAAAAAACAUGAUAAUUAUGAAAAAAAAAAAUACCAAAAAAAAAAUUGUUAAAAAAAAAAAAAAUGAGGUGAUUUUAGAGAAAAUGUGUAAAUAUGUCCAAUAUGUAAAACUUGUAUUUGUUCUGAAAUAUGUUCUUUUGGUUCUUUCUUUUCCUGGCAGUUUUGUACACUUACUAAUAAUACCCCAGAAGAUAUUUUAAUAUGAUUUUUGAUUUAUUGAUGACUCAUUUAUAAAUAUAUAUUUAUUAUUUCUUUUUGUUUGUUUAGCUCUCAUGUUGUUGUUUUCUGUUUUUUGAUAUAUUUGUUGCAGUGAAUGAUUUCACGCUCUCUUUCUUCAUUGGUUGUACGUUGAUUGCUCUCUAAAUGUAGACUGCAAAGUCACAUUUCUAUUUAUGUUAUAGUAAUAUUUUAUUACUUACAUAAAAACGUAUAUACAAGAAAACUGCUCUGUUGUUGCUGUUCUUUCUUUUGUUUAGGCUUGCAUUUCAACGACGCCAUUGACUUGAGAAUUAUUAUUUAACGUCAGGCGCCGGGUUAAAUGGUGAAAUAGUGUAAUAUAGGAUCAAAUCUGGAUGGUUUUUGGACUGAAAUUAAUCCUGCAUGAAAAUGAGAUUUCACAUUUAAAGCGUAUCAAAUGGUGUUUUCCAAUCGGACGUCAAAGUGUCUGCAGGCACUUUUCUCCAAAAUCGAAUUGGAAUUGAGAUUUUGUUUUAAUCCCUCGAAAAAAAGGCCUAAAUUUUCC
This is a messenger RNA of Corythoichthys intestinalis (scribbled pipefish), 2858 nucleotides long. It is a transcript of the gene pou3f1, whose product is annotated as POU class 3 homeobox 1. The transcript has a single exon. Gene Ontology annotation, biological process: regulation of transcription by RNA polymerase II; brain development. Lineage: Eukaryota; Metazoa; Chordata; Actinopteri; Syngnathiformes; Syngnathidae. The record is from RefSeq and is a predicted model, not a curated record. Gene Ontology annotation, cellular component: nucleus. Bases 30 to 1181 code for a protein of 383 amino acids. Gene Ontology annotation, molecular function: DNA-binding transcription factor activity, RNA polymerase II-specific; RNA polymerase II cis-regulatory region sequence-specific DNA binding.